AUGUACGGCUUCGAAGCUGGUCCAAAGGGAGUCUUUGACAUGCUGGAGCAGUUUGAUCGGCCGGAGUUUGCGAUGAACACUGCCUUCCAAGAGCAGGGUGCGGCCCUGAACCAUCUGCUGUUUGUCGAUGCGGAGCCGGAGGCAGAUGCAGAUCAUUCAGAUAAACCUCGUCAGAAGGAUGUGGAGGUGGUGAUCCGGCACGCGGUACAGGAGGGCUUGCGGAGCGAAGAGGCGCGUCUUUUCCUGAAGAGCAAUGCCACCAUGAAGGAGGUCCGCGAGGCUUUAGCCGAGCAGCUGAAGCUUCCGGCCUCAAGUUGUCGCCUUGUGGAGCGAGUGGGUGCCAGCGGGGCCUUCGCGUCCUUCCGGGACUCCGAACGGAUCCAAGGCAGAAGGGCCUUGCUGGUGAUGGGGGUGGAGAGCCUCAAAGCUCCAGAGGAAAGAGAAAUGGAGCAAAGAGAAGAGGAAAGGCAAAAAGGGAAGGAAAUCGAGAACGAGGAAAGAAGCGAACAGGAAAGAAGGUUUGCUGCGGAGACGCCUCUCAAGCGACAAGCUUUGGCACUGCAAGCCCCCAGGAAAGUUCGACAGUUGACGCUGCAAGAGGCAUUGGCCCUGCAGCGGGACCUGAUACAAGGCUUCUCAAAGCCUGAGUUCCAGGCUCGCAAAGCGGACCUGGAAAGACGCCUGAAGACGAACGAUCCUAAGAACUUCAGCCUGGAAAGACAGGCGCUCUUUCUCACGGUGCAGAGGGCCGUGCUGCCCAAAUACAGCUUGGAAGGAUCGGCAAGGGGAGUGUUCGACAUGAUGCAGCAGUUUGUCGGCGGUGAGUUCGACUAUGACCCGGAAUUUCAAAGACAAGGCUCCAUCCUGACGGGCCUGCUGUUCUCUGAAGACGCCGCGCCGGAAGCGAAAAGCUCAAAGAAGGCAAAGCCCUCAGAGCCCGUGCUGGACGUGGAGGUUGUCGUGCGGCACGCCGUUGAAGAGGUGCGGGCGCGGCGCAAUGCGAGAAGCGCCAAGGAUGGCCCUCUCCGGCUUGGGAAAGCCUUUCCCGUUCGGGGUGCCCUUUUUUGCGGCUUGGAAAAAUAG
Effrenium voratum is the source of this 1083-nucleotide messenger RNA. NCBI's taxonomy places the organism in Eukaryota, Dinophyceae, Suessiales, Symbiodiniaceae. The record is from the annotation of a GenBank genome assembly.